AUGUCAGGAAAAGCCGAGCGACCCAGUAAGCGCAUACGUAAACUCAGUACUGAUUCUGAGGGAGAUGGAGAAAUCGAUUGGACGGAUCACCGUGUAAAAGCUGGUAGGGCUGAUGCAGCCACCAACAAGAACGAGUCAUCACGAUCGCGUCGCACCAAUCCAGAGCCCGCCUCAACUGCCACCGUAUCACGUGGACCAGCACCACCAGAAUCGAAAAGUCCGGAGUCAAUGCGUUUGACCGUCAAGACAUCAUCAAGUAAAUUGAGAGAAGCGACAAGAUCAAGCCCUGUCACUGGCCCACCUGUUAUGGUUAAUAGCAGAGAUCAAUUUGUCGGUGGCGAGAUCCUCGAAGGCAAGAGAAACAGGAAGGUCAGGAAGAGUUAUGUUUUGGAAUCAGAGAGUGAGGAAGAUGAUGAAGAAAUGGAAGAUGCUGAGGGUGAAGAUGAUCCCGAUGCGGAAGGUGAAGAUGACGACCUAGAUGCUGACGGAGACGUUGAUAUGGAUGUGCAACCGACUCCACCUACCAUCCAAAUUUCUAAAGCGUCGGCUGGACAAACUAAAAUCAUUGUGAAGGAGCCACCGAAAAUACCCGCUGCUACUGUUGAGCAACAGGAAAUGGGGCUCAGUGAUGAUGACGAUGAACUCAGUGAACUCGACAGUGACUUAGGAGAAGAAAUCGAGGAGGAGGAAGUAAUUCAAAGUGUAAAUGAGGAAGAUGCAGAGGGAGAAGAUGAGGAGAUUGAAGCGGCUGCGGAAGAAGAUGAGUUACUCGAUAGUGAUGAUGAAAAUCCCGCAAAUGAGAGCAGAGGGUCUACUCCCGAUCUCAAUAAAUUGACGAGGAGACAAAGAGCAAGAUUUGACGAUGCUGCUAGUGGAUAUCUCAUGGCUCUUCCCGAUGAGGUCCAAGUGAAGAAACAUCUCACAGCUGAAGAGCAUGCUAUGAGACGGGCAGAAAUGGCACGAAGAAGGAAGAAUCUUAGUGAGAAGCGUAACGAAGAAGAGAAGAUGGAAACAAUCAACAAACUUCUUAAGAAGCAAGCACCGAAGACCAACGCUCGUCGCAAAGAUCUCAAUGGGCCCGUUGUUGACGCGACUCCGGAAGGAGAACCCCAGAAGCCGAACCCGCUUUUCGUUCGAUGGGUUAGUAAUAAGGAUGGGAAUCGAAUUGGUGUACCAGAAGAGUGGAUGGAAGGUCCUACCGGUGCUUUGUUCCAAGGUGGAAUUAAGUCUAGCGGGAAUGCUAUGGGCGGGAAAUUGAUCCAGGAAGUCUCUUGA
Molecule: messenger RNA, 1275 nt
Organism: Sclerotinia sclerotiorum 1980 UF-70
Lineage: Eukaryota; Fungi; Ascomycota; Leotiomycetes; Helotiales; Sclerotiniaceae
Exons: 4
Coding region: 1-1275 (424 amino acids)
Biological process (GO): chromatin remodeling
Cellular component (GO): Ino80 complex
Source: RefSeq, a predicted model, not a curated record